GUAAGAGUAAAACAAAAUCCUACGGAAAGAAAGAAUACCGGAAAAGAGAGAGAAAAAAGAAAACAAAACUUAGGGAGAGAAUUAGAAGGGAAAUGGAGUCUCUUUAUUUCCUUGUCGCUGUUGCAAAAAACAAGCAGUAAGAAACAAAGCGUAUAGUCGCGGCGAGAUCCUCCAAGGGGCCGCUCUCUUUCUUCCAAUCCUCCAUUGACGUUUGAUAAAGAAUUAAAACUCAAUUAAAUUCAGUCUCAAUCAAUCCGAUUGUCAUUUGACCCCUAGUAAUUUAUAUAAAUAGUAGAAGAACCAAAAAGGCAGGCAUCAAAUUGAGUCAAUUUCUGAUUGCGAUUAUGAGAAAAAGGACGAGAAGUAGCGUCGACUGUGCAGUUGUGGAUGUUUGGAAACGUGAAGUUGGGCAACUCUCUACCAGAAACUUCGCUCAACGUCUCGCUGCCUCUGAGGAUCUGGUGCUCCGACUUGAUGUCUUGCGGAAGCUGGAGAAGCACAGGGGCUGUGUUAAUACAGUUAGCUUCAAUGCUGAUGGGGACAUAGUCAUAUCAGGCUCUGAUGACCAAAUGGUCAUACUCUGGGACUGGGACACUGGGAAAGUUGUGCUCUCGUUCCAUUCAGGUCAUCAUAACAAUGUCUUUCAAGCAAAAAUUAUGCCAUACACUGAUGAUCGAAGCAUUGUUACCUGUGCUGCAGAUGGACAGGUGAGACAAGCACAGAUUCUAGAUCAUGGGAAGGUGGAAACCAAGUUACUGGCCAAACAUCAAGGACGAGCUCACAAAUUGGCAAUUGAGCCUGCAAGCCCUCAUAUUUUUUACACUUGUGGAGAAGAUGGGUUAGUUCAACAUAUAGAUUUGAGAACAAACAUCGCUACAGAGCUUUUUACUUGCCGACCUCAGCGGGUGAGGAGAUAUAUGUCCGUACUUCAUCUAAAUGCAAUUACAAUAGAUCCAAGAAAUCCCUAUUUGUUUGCUGUUGCUGGAUCAGAUGAAUUUACAAGAAUUUUCGACAUCCGCAAAUAUAAGUGGGAUGGAUCCACUGAUUUUGGCCAACCGGUUGACUAUUUUUGUCCCCCACAUCUAGUUGGUGAUGAGAACGUGGGGAUAACAGGCUUGGCUUUCUCUGACCAGAGUGAGCUUCUUGUUACAUAUAAUGAAGAGUUUAUUUAUCUUUUCACAAAGGACAUGGGGCUGGGACCUGAUCCAUCCCCUACUUCGCCAUUGUACAAUGACAGUGAUGAGGGUGAAAUGAGCCAAGAUCACGAAUCUGGUGCAUCUCCAGCUGACAUAGAGACGGGAGAAAACAUUGGUCCACAAGUCUACAAGGGGCACAAGAACUCUGAAACAGUAAAGGGCGUGAAUUUUUUCGGGCCCAAGUGUGAAUAUGUGGUGAGUGGAUCAGACUGUGGUAGAAUUUUCAUAUGGAAGAAAAAGGGUGGGGAUCUUGUUCGUGUUAUGGAAGCAGAUAAGCGCGUAGUGAACUGCAUUGAGUCCCAUCCUCAUACCGCAGUGCUAGCCAGCAGUGGAAUCGAGAGUGACAUAAAGAUAUGGACUCCAAAAGCCAUUGAAAGAGCUAUUUUACCUGCAAAUAUUCAACAGGUAUGUGAUAUCAAAAUAAAAACUCAAAUAUGAAGAGGUAAAUUUCGUUGUUGUAGGUUCUUUAGCUUGUUCUUCCUAACAGUUAUGUUGGAAGUAAUACACAAGUUACUUCUAUUGAUGGACAAUGGAUGGGAAACAUUUAAUUGUUCUCAAUAUCUCAAGAUUUUAUCAUUGGGUCAUUAUAACUUGGUUCAUCAUUUUCAGGUAUAACCCAAGAUUGUAGGGGUAAUAAAUUAUGCAUUAGCAUGUUCUCUUUGAUUUCAGCUGCCUACACAUCCUGAUCACACGAGUAAAGCUAAGCUAGUAAUGGGACUACAGUUAGGGGGGUUUCUACUUAUACAAUAAAUGGUUGACAAUUGUACAUUCAAACUUUGUACUGGUCUCUCUUGGUUUCGUAAAAACAUUAUCUACCUGAUAGGGAGUAUCAAAACUAUUAGAAAUAUCAUCUUGUGAAAUUUGAAUGUUUUUUAUUUCAGCUGCAUCCAAUAUUAAACUUCAUUUAACUUGA
Messenger RNA from Nicotiana tabacum (common tobacco), 2109 nucleotides. Lineage: Eukaryota; Viridiplantae; Streptophyta; Magnoliopsida; Solanales; Solanaceae. The record is from RefSeq and is a predicted model, not a curated record.